CGAACAGAUGUGUCCUCUGCCAAAAGCCACCAUGCAACUUAUAAAUAAAUUUUUAUUUUCCAGUCACAUUUACCACAUUUUCUUAUUUAAACACACCAUAUUUUUACUGAGUUGAGAAUAUGGCUAGGGAGGAGGCUGAGCAAGGCGGAUGGGGGGCGGGGUCGGUGGUGGCGUUGCUUGUUGUAGCAAUGCUUCUACUCCUCCUGCCACUCGGGAUGGCGCCCGGCCCGGUCCAGCCACCUUCGUUUUCGCUGCUCUUCGUCUUCCCUCUCUUCCUGGCCGCCAUUCUCUUCUUCCUCUUCCUAGCCUCCCAGACAGAUUAGAUUAGAUUUCAAUUUUCUCCCAUUGCAAUGUAAUGAAUGAUGAUGUUUAAGUA
Molecule: messenger RNA, 376 nt
Organism: Salvia hispanica
Lineage: Eukaryota; Viridiplantae; Streptophyta; Magnoliopsida; Lamiales; Lamiaceae
Source: RefSeq, a predicted model, not a curated record